CCAUAAGACAAUAAAAGGUGAGGUAAAAGCCAUAAAUGGGGACAAUCACAAGAACAGUAAAUAAAGUGCAUAUUUCACAGGACUGAUCAUAUUGCACAUCCAAAGAGAUGUUGCACACUCCAAAAGAUCAGUUCUUAGAGUUUAGUUCUCUAAUAGCACUUGGAUAAAACCUGUUUUUAAGGAUGUGAAGCACCUCCCAGAGGGCAACAGAAUGGAAAGAUGGUAACCAUAAGUCUCUAAUGAUGUUGAUUGCGCAACGGAAGCACCAUGUCCUGUAGUGUUUGUAACUGAGUUCCAAUGAUUUUCUGUGCUGCUGUGAUUACUCUCUGCAGGGCCUUCUUGUCAGCUGCUGUGCAGCUCACAAACCACACCAGAAUCAGCGAUAGAAUAGAACAGCGAUAGAAUCAAAGAAGCCGCUGAUGUGAUAUGUCCAGUCUUUUCAAUGUCCGAAGGAAAUACAGACGCUGCUGUGCUUUCUUCACCAGGGCAGUCAUAUUUGUAGACCAUGUGAGGUCUUGUGAUGUAUGUGCCCAGAAAUUUAUAUGAGGGGACACACUGAACUGCAUCACCCCUAAUGUAUAGGGGAGCAGGGCCUUCACAUUGUCUCCUGAAAUCAAUGGUCAUCUUCUUGGUUUUGGAGAUGUUGAGUGCCAGGUUGUUCAUGGAGCACCACUCUGUUAGUCUGCGGACCUCGUCCCUGUUUGCAGAUUCAUCACCACUGUGUAUCAGACCAACUACAGUAGUGUCAUCUGCAAACUUAAUAAUGGUAUUUGUGCUAUAGGUUGGUAUGCAGUCAUGUGUAUAAAGGGAAAACAGGAGAGGACUCAGUAUGCACCCUUGCAGGGCCCCAGUAUUGACUGUCAGAGAGGAGGAGUGAUAAGUCCCCAUCCUGACAACCUGAGAAUGGUUGGUUAAAAAGUCUCUGAUCCAGCUGCACAUGUGCUGAUCCACGCCCAGGUCCAGCAGUUUGUUCUCCAUUCUGCUGGGUAUGAUAAAAUAAGAUGGCCUUUAUUGUCAUUGCACAAUCACCCAUACAACGAGAUUGACUUGCCACGACUGAAGGUGUAUUAAAAACACACAUACAUAAAAGCGAGAACACACAAAAACAUAAAAACAAGAACACAUCAAAACAAAAUAUUGGUCAUGUCAUGAAAAUGGAACAAAUCAAUAAGAUCGAGGUAGUUAAAAGUUAUUGCACUUCAUAAAAAUAAAGAACAUUUUAGCAACCCAUGUGUGUAUUAAAUGUCCUCACAGCCCAUGGAAAGAAGCUGUUUUUCAGGCUGUUUGCUCUACUCUUUAUGCUCCUGUACCUCGUUCCAGAGGGCAGCAGGCUGAGCAGGUGGUGUCCGGGAUGGAGGUGGUCGCGAAUGAUCUUCCUGGUUCUGGAGAGGCAUCAAGAGUUAGCGAUAUCAUCUAGGGAGGGCAGAGGACAGCCAAUUGUCUUUUCAGCUGACCUUAUCACCCUCUGCAGCUUUUUCUUGUCAGCCGCUGUGCAGCCAGCAUACCACACCGUGAUGGAGAAAGCCAGCACACUCUUGAUGGUGGAGCGGUACGUCACCAACGGCCUCUCCUCCAGUCUGUUCCUUCUGAGGACUCUCAGGAAGUGGAUUCGCUGUUGGGCCUUCCUCACCAUGGCUGUUGUGUUAGCUGACCAGGCGAGGUUCUCAACCAGGAGAUGUCCUCAAUUUAAAGGGAUGGAGCAUAAAAGGAGAGAGAGAGCAGAGAAAAGGGGCUCCCUCCUGACCACAACGCAUGUGUGCGUGUUGAGAACUGCUACAGUGGUGCCGAAACCCGGGAGCACAGAAGGGAACCACCCCAUGGAGUCCUCCCAUUCGAAGCGCUCAUCCUUGCCCUUGCUACCGCCCAACAGAACCAGCAUCAAGCGCUGAUCACCCUUCAAAAGGAACAAGAGCAACGCUUCGAAACCUUGAUGCUGGCCCAGCAGGAAGAUCGCCAGGCGUUCCGGCACCUGCUCGCGUCAGCAGGGGCGUCGACCACCGCUGCCGGCACCCUCACGAAGAUGGGACUGCAGGAUGAUCCAGAAGCGUUCUUCGCCCUCUUCGAGCAAGCAGCCGAGGCGUGGGGGUGGCCGCUGGAGCAGUGCGCGGCACGCCUCCUCCCGCUCCUGACUGGCAAGGCGCAGCUCGCACAGUGGUCGAAAUACUUUUUUUCCAGUGUUCUGCAAUAUUGCAGAAUGUCAAUUUUGUUCUGCAAUUUGGAAAUAUUUUCUGCAAAUGCACAAGCCUCCAUACUACACCCUUCUCAACCUAAUAAUGCCUAUAUUUACAUCAUAUCUAGCUUUACAACUCAUAGCAUUACUGUAAUUCUUUAUUCUCUCACUCUAUUUUUAUUUCAGUCUUCACAGAUCCUUCUCUGCAGCAAAGUUAUCAUUCCAUGAUACCUCCACAGGUCUUUCAUCCCCCUCGCCCUGACACUACGGGCUACUACAGCUUGAAGUAUACCAACUAAUUCAUAAAUGCACUAGUUAUCACACCCACACAUUAUCCUUCCACACAACAUACUAAUAAAGGUAUCACCACAAUAAAAAAUAGAACACAACUUUUCUUCAAGAAACAAAACAUUCAUUUCCACGUUACACGUCAUGUUACGUUUUGUCAAGAUUAAGUUUCUAGCUUGAACAAUAGAUUGUUACCCAAAAUGUACUUCAUUCACAGUGUUUGCAUCUGCAACCU
Molecule: messenger RNA, 2693 nt
Organism: Neoarius graeffei (lesser salmon catfish)
Lineage: Eukaryota; Metazoa; Chordata; Actinopteri; Siluriformes; Ariidae
Exons: 3
Coding region: 1230-1889 (219 amino acids)
Source: RefSeq, a predicted model, not a curated record